AUGUCCUCCUCCGUCCCGGUAGUAGAUAUUCACACUCAUAUCUAUCCGCCAUCUUAUAUGGAGCUUCUCAAAUCCCGCGAUGAAAUCCCUUAUAUAAGACAAUUUCCUCCGGCGAAAGAACAUCGAUUGGUUAUCUUGCCAGCGGAGGAUACACCGAGUACAAGUAGAGGACGACCAAUCGGGUCUGGGUACUAUGACAUCUCGGAAAGAAUUGCUUUCAUGAACACCCACUCUAUCAGCACCUCGAUAAUCUCUCUCGCAAACCCCUGGCUCGACUGGCUUCCCUCCACCACCGCCCUCCCAACCGCCCUAUCAAUCAACACCGAAAUAAACUCCCUCUGCGCCCAGCACCCAACCCGUCUCUAUUUCUUCGGCACGCUCCCCCUAUCUGCCCCUCCCUCCUCAAUCCUCGAAAGCAUCACGCACCUCAAAACCCUCCCCUACUGCCGCGGCAUCAUCCUCGGAACCAGCGGACUGGGCUCCGGACUCGACGACCCUGCUCUCCUCCCCAUAUUCAAAGAACUAGCCGCCAACAACUUCCCCAUCUUUCUGCAUCCGCACUACGGACUCCCAACCUCGGUUUUCGGCCCCAGAGGAAAUGAUUACGGGCAUGUUCUUCCUCUCGCUCUUGGUUUCCCCAUGGAAACCACCAUCGCUGUUACCCGCAUGAUUCUCUCCUCUGUCUUCACUUCCGUACCGGAUCUGCAAGUAAUUCUCGCACAUAGCGGUGGUACCCUUCCAUUCUUAGCAGGAAGAAUAGAAAGUUGCAUCUUGCACGAUGCGCAUCUCAAAGCCGAAGGAAAAUUAUCCGAGGGCAGAAAAACUAUUUGGGAAAUCCUGAAGAAGAACAUCUGGCUCGACGCAGUAGUCUAUGGGGAUGUGGGGGUUCGGGGAGCAGUUGGUGUGAGUGGUGCGGAUAGAGUCAUGUUUGGAACUGAUGCGCCGUUUUUCCCACCGUUGGAUGAGGAGGAAGUGGGACAACAAUGGCUCAGUGUUUCCAUGAAUAAAGAUGCGAUUAGUAGCGCGUGUGGAGCGGGAAGUGAAGAGGAAAAAGCGAUUUUGGGAGGUAAUGCGAUUCGACUUUUUGGGUUGGAUUUGGAUGCUUCUGGGUAG
Botrytis porri is the source of this 1113-nucleotide messenger RNA. RefSeq lists its product as uncharacterized. Gene Ontology annotation, molecular function: hydrolase activity; carboxy-lyase activity. The record is from RefSeq and is a predicted model, not a curated record. NCBI's taxonomy places the organism in Eukaryota, Fungi, Ascomycota, Leotiomycetes, Helotiales, Sclerotiniaceae. Gene Ontology annotation, biological process: secondary metabolic process. The transcript is spliced from 2 exons. The coding region runs from base 1 to 1113 and encodes 370 amino acids. Gene Ontology annotation, cellular component: cytoplasm; cytosol.